AUGGAUUCCUCGAAGGCUCCCGUCAAGCUCGUCAAGGUUACCCGAGUCCUCGGCCGUACCGGCUCUCGUGGUGGCGUCACCCAGGUCCGCGUCGAGUUCAUGGACGAUACCACUCGUUCCAUCAUCAGGAACGUCAAGGGCCCUGUCCGCGAGGACGACAUCCUGGUUCUUCUUGAGUCCGAGCGCGAGGCCCGCCGCCUU
Molecule: messenger RNA, 201 nt
Organism: Parathielavia appendiculata
Lineage: Eukaryota; Fungi; Ascomycota; Sordariomycetes; Sordariales; Chaetomiaceae
Product: ribosomal protein S28e
Exons: 3
Biological process (GO): maturation of SSU-rRNA; translation; ribosomal small subunit assembly
Cellular component (GO): ribosome; cytosolic small ribosomal subunit
Molecular function (GO): structural constituent of ribosome
Source: RefSeq, a predicted model, not a curated record